Messenger RNA from Ostreobium quekettii, 2250 nucleotides. NCBI's taxonomy places the organism in Eukaryota, Viridiplantae, Chlorophyta, Ulvophyceae, Bryopsidales, Ostreobiaceae. The record is from the annotation of a GenBank genome assembly.
AUGCCGCGAGCGGCGUACGCACUCACAACCAAGCAGCCCCGUGCGCGUGGCCCUCCUCUCCGCUCCUCCCUCCCUCUCCUGCUCCUCUGCGCUGCUCUCCUUCAUCGCAUUGCCGCCAACGCCGAUUCCUCCGACGCAUCUGUGCAGGCCAUCCACCGCGACGAGUCCGACGACCUGCACGUACCGGAUUCCGUGUCGCCCAGACGGGUGGCGCCGAUCGACCCGGCGGCGUUGGCACCUCUUGGGCCGUGCUCGGCGCAGGGUAGGCGCAUCACAAGCAGAUCCCGAUCGCCGGAGUGCAAGGAAGGCGACUUCGGGACAUCACUCAAUCUUGGGGUGACUGGUGGGGAGGAGGAACGGGAGUGGCGACUGGAGGAUGGGGGCGAGCGGGGGGGAAGGGCGGGGGAGGGAUUUUGCGGGCCAAAUGGGGAGCAGAUCAGCGACAGGCGGUGGCUGGCCAAGAUGCAGAAUGCCGGGGUGCCGCCCUGGGUUGCGUGGGUCAGGUCGGGGGUGGCUUACGGGCUUGGGUUCGUGACGGGGUGCGGCGCUCUGCUGUGGGCGCUGAGGAGGGCCGGCGGGGGGGGGAGGAGGAGGCGGGGGAGGAGAAGGGGUGUGGCGGGCAAGCGGCGGCAGCGCGAGGAGUUGAGUAGUCCUGGGAGGUGGCCCGCGCUGGUGUGCAAGAGGAGGCACCGAGAGGGGGGGGCGAACGGCGAGAAGAGAGCGCAGGGGCCGGCGCCGCUCGACCGGGGGAUCGCGGCGGGCGACUACGACUCGUGGGAAUUGAUCGACGACGCCGGCCGCGCCUCGUCGGGGCAGGGCUGCCGGCUGCAGCCCUCACGGAAGCAUCUGAAGGACGGCCAGGAGCGUGAUUGGGCCCCCGUGGGCGGCGCCGACGAGAGUGGGGCCGAAAUCGGCGGGUGGUGCACGGAGAGCGGGAAGGGUGGGCUGUUCUGUGAGGAAACGGGACCUUCCUGCGGUGCGCAGUCCAACGACGGUUUCGAGGGCAGGCACCCUGUCUGGGCGGUGCCAGGCGCCCCCAACGGCAGCUACCCCGCCUUCCUCUCCAACUCCGAGGCUUCGGUGCCCCCCUUUGGGUCCGCCAAGUUGAUUUUCCCAGCCAACGAGGCGCGGUCGAACGCAGCCCGGUGCUUUGCGUUCCAAGCCGGUCCCGAGGCGCAAGGGGGAAGGCAAGCGGGGCGCAGGAGGGCGGGGGGGCGCAGGGUUGCGUCGCCGGCCCUGAUGGGUCCCAGCGGUGGGCGAGCCGCGGCGCGGGAAUCUGUGGCGGCGGGAUCGGCCGCCUUUUCGAGUGUGCUGGAGGCGCCGGGCCUUGAGCUGAGCGGGGGGCUUUGGAGCUCGGAGAGCGGGGGCUCGGGCGGCAGGGCGCUGAGGCCGUCCGAGGCGUCGCAGGGCAGCUCCGUGUCCCUGCAGGAGCUGCAGGCGAUGCAAGAGACAAUCGACAGGCUGACGGAGGUCAUGGAGACGAUGGUCCGCCCGCUGACGGCCCUGGCAUGGUGUGGCAACCAGCUGGCCCUGCACACACAGUGGAUUGUACCUCAAGUGCAGUCCAUGGCUUCUGUUGCAGCCUGGUUUGCGGCCAAAGAGAAUGAAAAGGAGGAGUGGCUUGGCCUUGUGGACUAUCUCGCUUGGGGCACCAUGGUGAUGAACUUGGCACUGCUGGUGUGUGCUGUGUGCUUCGGACGGUGGCACGACGUCCUGGACUGCUCUGUCCACUGGCGAUGGUAUCAGAUGGGCAACAGCGCACGCCAGGUGCUGUGGUGCUAUAUUAAGGAGCCAGGUCUUUUUGUUCUUGGUGGCUGGGGACUCUUCAAAGGGUGGAGGGCUCUGUCCAGGUGCCUGCUCAGCCGCUCACGCCCGCUGGCGAUGCCACUGCUGUUCACAUCCCUGGCCCUGUGUGGCGCUGUGGUCAGCGCGUUGGUGUCCUUCCUGGGCGGUUCGUGGACUGUGGCAGCAGUUCUAUGGGGCGUGUACUGCACAUUGAGCACUGCUGGCUUGAGGAGGGCCCGCGCACAAAUGCAUCGCAGCAAGGCGGCCUCAUCGCACAGCACCUCACCUGCAGGAGGCCCUCGGGGGCGGACUGGCGUGCUGGGGAGCCUGCUGGAUGGCGUCCUGUUCCCCUUGACGAUGUCCUUUCUGCUGCCCUUGGUGAUGGGCAUAUUGCCAUUUUGGGACAAGGGGGUGUUGGAUGCGCUGCAAGGCUGGUUGGGCGCCCGACGUUGGGAGUACUGGUGA